Messenger RNA from Acomys russatus (golden spiny mouse), 2993 nucleotides. RefSeq names its product bromodomain containing 2 (gene Brd2). Gene Ontology annotation, biological process: chromatin remodeling; regulation of DNA-templated transcription. The record is from RefSeq and is a predicted model, not a curated record. NCBI's taxonomy places the organism in Eukaryota, Metazoa, Chordata, Mammalia, Rodentia, Muridae. Gene Ontology annotation, cellular component: nucleus; chromatin.
AGACGGUCGGCCGGAGGGCCGAGGGCGGCGGCCUCCCCCGCGCCCCGGGGUAUGCUGCGCCGGGCGCCGAGGGGAGCCCAGGCCACCCGGACUUGACGCGGCCGAGCGCGGCGGCGGCGGCUCCCCGAGGUCAAGAUGCUGCAAAACGUGACUCCCCACAAGCUCCCUGGGGAAGGGAAUGCAGGGUUGCUGGGGCUGGGCCCAGAGGCAGCCGCACCAGGGAAGAGGAUUCGAAAGCCUUCUCUGUUGUAUGAGGGAUUUGAGAGCCCCACGAUGGCUUCUGUUCCCGCUUUACAACUGACCCCUGCCAACCCUCCACCCCCUGAGGUGUCCAAUCCCAAAAAGCCAGGACGCGUAACGAACCAGCUGCAGUACCUGCACAAGGUGGUGAUGAAGGCUCUGUGGAAGCAUCAGUUUGCAUGGCCGUUCCGGCAGCCUGUGGAUGCUGUGAAGCUGGGUCUGCCGGAUUAUCACAAAAUUAUUAAACAGCCUAUGGACAUGGGUACUAUCAAGAGGAGACUUGAAAACAGUUACUACUGGGCAGCCUCAGAGUGUAUGCAGGAUUUCAAUACCAUGUUUACCAACUGCUACAUUUAUAACAAGCCCACUGAUGACAUUGUCCUAAUGGCACAGACACUGGAAAAAAUCUUCUUACAGAAAGUGGCGUCAAUGCCACAAGAGGAACAAGAGCUUGUGGUGACCAUCCCUAAGAACAGCCAUAAGAAGGGGGCCAAGUUAGCAGCACUCCAGGGCAGUGUUACCAGUGCUCAUCAGGUGCCUGCUAUUUCUUCUGUGUCGCAAACAGCCCUGUACACACCACCGCCGGAAAUACCUACUACUGUCCUCAACAUUCCCCACCCAUCAGUCAUCUCUUCUCCCCUUCUUAAGUCCCUGCACUCUGCUGGACCCCCGCUCCUUGCCGUGUCAUCAGCCCCUCCAGCUCAGCCCCUUGCCAAGAAAAAAGGUGUUAAACGGAAAGCAGAUACUACCACCCCUACACCGACAGCCAUCCUGGCUCCCGGUUCCCCCGCUAGUCCUCCUGGGAGUCUUGAGCCAAAGGCAGCACGGCUUCCUCCUAUGCGCAGAGAGAGUGGCCGCCCAAUCAAACCCCCACGAAAAGACUUGCCUGACUCGCAGCAGCAACACCAGAGCUCCAAGAAGGGGAAGCUGUCAGAACAGCUGAAGCACUGCAGUGGCAUUCUGAAGGAGCUGCUCUCCAAGAAGCACGCUGCCUACGCCUGGCCCUUCUAUAAGCCAGUGGACGCUUCUGCGCUGGGCCUUCACGAUUACCAUGACAUCAUUAAGCACCCCAUGGACCUCAGCACUGUCAAGCGGAAGAUGGAGAACCGUGACUACCGGGACGCACAGGAGUUUGCUGCUGAUGUGCGGCUUAUGUUCUCCAACUGCUAUAAGUACAACCCUCCAGACCACGAUGUUGUGGCCAUGGCACGAAAGUUACAGGAUGUGUUUGAGUUCCGCUAUGCCAAGAUGCCAGAUGAGCCGCUGGAACCAGGGCCUUUAACGGUCUCCACUGCCCUGCCUCCUGGGUUGGCCAAGUCAUCUUCAGAGUCCUCAAGUGACGAGAGCAGCAGUGAGAGUUCCUCUGAGGAAGAGGAAGAGGAGGAUGAGGAAGAUGAAGAGGAGAGUGAAAGUUCAGACUCUGAGGAAGAAAGGGCCCACCGCCUGGCAGAGCUGCAGGAGCAGCUUCGGGCAGUUCAUGAACAACUGGCUGCCUUAUCCCAGGGCCCAAUAUCUAAGCCCAAGCGGAAGAGAGAGAAAAAAGAGAAGAAGAAGAAGCGGAAGGCAGAGAAGCAUCGAGGCCGAGCUGGGGUUGAAGACGAUGAGAAGGGGCCCAGGGCACCUCGCCCACUUCAGCCCAAGAAGUCUAAGAAAGCAGGUGGUGGUGGGGGUAGCAGUGCUGCUGUGCUAGGCCACCCUGGCUUUGGCCCUGCUGGAGGAUGCAGCAACAAGUGAGUACUUGAGACACCGCCUGGGGAGUUUCAUAGGCAGUCUGGGUGCAGUGAACUCACUGGUGGUUCUAUCGCCCACAGGCUGCCUAAAAAGGCCCAGAAGACUGCCCCGCCUGUCUUACCCACUGGCUACGAUUCAGAGGAGGAAGAAGAAAGCAGGCCCAUGAGUUAUGACGAGAAAAGGCAGUUGAGCCUGGACAUCAAUAAAUUACCUGGGGAGAAGCUGGGGCGAGUUGUACAUAUCAUCCAAGCCAGGGAGCCCUCUUUGCGUGAUUCAAAUCCAGAAGAAAUUGAGAUUGAUUUUGAAACGCUCAAGCCGUCCACACUGAGGGAGCUGGAGCGGUAUGUUUUGUCCUGCCUUCGGAAGAAGCCCCGCAAGCCCUACACUAUUAGGAAGCCCGCGGGGAAGACAAAGGAGGAGCUGGCUUUGGAGAAGAAGCGGGAGCUGGAGCGGCGCCUGCAGGACGUCAGUGGGCAGCUCAACUCCACCAAGAAGCCCCCCAAGAAAGCAAGUGAGAAAACGGAGUCGUCAUCUACACAGCAAGUCGCAGUGUCCCGUCUCAGUGCUUCCAGCUCCAGCUCAGACUCCAGCUCCUCCUCGUCCUCUUCAUCUUCUUCAGACACCAGCGAUUCCGACUCGGGCUAAGGAGCCAGGCCAGAUGGGGCAGGAAGGCUCCGCAGGACCGGACCCCUGAACCACCCUUCCCCACUACUCUUCCCCCUUGCUGGGACACUUGUUCACCUCACCCCCUCCAUAGGAGAGCUGGCUCUGCAGUGGGGAGGAAUGCAGGGACAUGGACAAUAAGAUGGACUGUCUAGCCCUGUUGGGAACGGCCUUGUGGUGUUCCUGCUGAUGAUGGGGGUGGGUGGGCGUGGGCACAGGCCUGGCACAAAGCCACCUGAGGCUGUAGCUGUCCUGUUUACUUCUACGGGCCCUGUUUUGAGGUUUUUAUUUAUUUAAGCUAGGUAAGGCGGUAAGAGGGUCCCAUAGCGCCGUGGUGGUCAUCCUCCAGCCUCCAUGGG